AUGGACCCUGGCGCCCUCUUCCGGAGGUCCAACCGUGACAAAGAUGAUGCCGCCAAUGCAGCCGCCCAGGCAGAGUUCAACGACAAGAGGCGGAUGUGGGUUCCCGACCCAGUUGAGGGGUUCUUACCAGGUUGGAUCAAGUCUCAAUCUGGAGAUGAGGGUAGUCCCGACGCAACAGCCCAAGUGGUCAUCGCUAGUACAGGGGAGAUGAGAAAUGUACCUCUGUGGUCUUUGUCGCCUAUGAACCCUCCGCAAUUCGAUGGCGUGGAAGACAUCGCAGACUUGACGCAUCUCAAUGAAGCGAGCGUCAUCAACAUUCUCAAACUCCGUUACGGAGCAGGGACCAUCUACUAUCUUUUCUUGAUUUCACUCAACCCUUACCGCUCUUUACCCAUAUACACUCCAAGGAUCAUCGCACAGUAUCGGUCCAGAAGAAGAGAGGAGAACUCUCCACACAUCUUUGCUGUUGCGGAAAGAGCGUGGCAGCAGAUAGGCGAAGAAAGGGAAUCUCAGAGUAUUCUCAUAACAGGAGAAUCGGGCGCAGGAAAGACUGAGAAUACCAAGAAGGUUAUCCAAUACCUCGCAGCCAUCGCUUCGUCCACGAUCUCCUCCUCUGAUUCCUCGUCCUCCUUGUCCCGAUCAAAGUCAAUUUCCACAGCGCCGCUCUCGGGUCUACCUCGGUCCUCAAGCUACAAGGGCAAAGAAGCAGACGAGAUUGAUUUGUAUGGUCUGGCCCAAACACCAAAUCAGCAACCACUGGGUCUGCUCGAAAGACAGAUCUUACAAGCCAAUCCCAUCUUGGAAGCCUUCGGAAAUGCCCAGACCAUGCGUAAUAACAACUCUAGUCGAUUCGGCAAGUUCAUCCGGAUUUUCUUCUCACCCAGCGGAGCCAUUGCUGGCGCAAACAUCGAUUGGUACCUACUCGAAAAAAGUAGAGUAACCGCUCGAGCUGAGGGCGAAAGAUGUUUCCAUGUUUUCUAUCAAUUGCUGCGGGGCGCCAAGGAGGCCGGACUGAGUCAACGACUUCUGCUGGACAGCAAUGCCAACAAGUACGAAUUUCUGAAAAGAUCUCGACUUGAAAUUGAUGGAGUGGACGAUCUGACAGAAUGGCGACUUCUGAUCGAGGCUCUUUCGGUAGUGGGAUUUUCCGAGGAGGAACGUCUUGAACUGUUUCGGAUCCCUGCGGUGAUCCUUCACAUCGGCAAUAUCAUCCUCACAGGCUCAUCUUCCAAUCAAGCGCUUCUUCCCUCCGAGCAUCAACCUUUGGCGGACAAGGUUUGUCACCUCUUAGGUAUCCCGGUCAAGGAGUUCUCAAAGGCUGUCCUGUCCCCAAAGGUACUGGCGGGGAGAGAAUGGGUCACUCAAAGCCGGACGAAGAAGCAAGCCGAAGACGAGCUCUCUGCAUUAUGCAAGUAUAUGUACGAGAAGACCUUUGGGUGGAUGGUGGAGAGGAUCAACAAGGCGCUCGACCGACCUAGUGCCAAAUCGCUUUCCAUCGGGGUGUUGGAUAUUGCUGGGUUCGAGAUCUUCGAGGAGAAUAGCUACGAGCAAUUGCUCAUCAACUUCACGAACGAAAAGCUGCAACAAUUUUUUAACUUCCACAUGUUCACUCUCGAGCAAGAAGAGUAUGCGCGAGAAGGUAUCGAAUGGAAUUACGUCAACUUUGGCCUCGAUCUUCAACCCACCAUAGAGCUCAUCGAAUCUUCUCAACCUAUCGGUAUCUUAUCUUGUCUCGAUGAAGAGUGCAUCAUGCCCCGAGCGACCGACGUCACCUUCACUGAGAAAGUCACUUCAAUGUGGGAGCCGCGCAAAGGGUCUAGCCCUAGACAUCCCGGUUCGUCCAAAUUCAGGUCCACUCGCUUUGGAGCGGGUUUUACUGUCCGACACUAUGCGGGCGACGUGGAAUACCGAACUUCCGGUUGGUUGGAGAAGAACAAAGACCCUAUCAAUGAUGCUGUCGCUCGUCUCCUCGCUCAGUCGGAAAUUCCUAGUAUUGCCAAUCUCUUCGCUGAUUACGCCGAGGAGGCAGCCACGACGGGUGUUCACAAAAAAGUCAAACGAGGUGCCUUUAGAACUGUCGGGCAACGACAUAAAGAACAGUUGGGUCAACUCAUGCAACAAUUGUCUGCAACUCAACCACACUUUGUCCGUUGUAUUGUUCCGAACACUGAGAAGAAACCGGGGAAAGUGGAAAUGAACCUCGUCAUGGAUCAACUUCGAUGUAAUGGUGUCUUGGAAGGUAUUCGGAUAGCCCGACUCGGAUAUCCUAACCGACACUCUUUCGCAGAGUUCCGACAAAGAUACGAGGUUUUGACACCUGGUAUAAUACCCAAAGGCUAUAUCGACGGACGAAAAGCCGCUGAGAAGAUUGCCAAAGCUUUGGAGCUGGACGAGCAGGUAUACAAGAUCGGUGCGACUAAGAUUUUCUUCAAAGCUGGCGUUCUGGCAGAGUUGGAGGAGCGACGCGACAAUCUUCUCACAGAUCUGUUCAAAAGAUUCCAAGGGGCAGCUCGGAUGAGUAUUGCCAGACGUAAGUUCAAAAAGCUUUUGAAUCGCAGUCAGGCUGUCCAGACUAUACAACGUAACGCGAGGAUAUAUAUCCAAUUGCGAGAUUGGCCUUGGUGGAGUUUGUACGUCAAAGUACGGCCUCUGUUAUCUGCUACCCGGACAGACGACGAGCUCGUGCGAAAGCAAGCUGAAUUGACUAUGGCCAAGGAGCGUGCAGAGCGUGACGAAGCGGAGAAGCGUCGAUUAGAAGAUCUACGAGUAGCUAUGAUCGCAGAGAAGCAAAAGAUCGAGGUGGAUCUCGAGGCAGAGCGCCAAUUGGCAAGGGAUAAGGAUCGCAUGUUGGAGCGAAGUAAGCAAAGAGAAGCUGAACUAUUGGAGAAGAUUUCGGAGUUGGAAAAUGAUAUCGAUAUCUUGGAUGGGGAUCGAGAGGCGGCACUGAGAGAAGCAGAAAAGGCCAAGAGGCAAGUGGCACAGAUGCAACUGGACUUUGAUCAGUUGGUCGAACAAGCAUCUUUAUUGGAGAAAGAAGGGUCGGCUUGGCGUCAGAGAGAAGCGGAGCUUCUUCGCGAGACCAAAGACAGAUCACAAGGACUGGCAAAGGUCGAAAAGGAUAGAGUUGCAUUGGAACAGACGGUCGAUGAGCUGAAGAGGGAGGUGGAGAAGAAAGAGGAGACAUCGAGACGAACUAAGGAGAGGGCAGAUAUGAGUAUUCUCGAAUUGGAGAAACGGUUGCAACUGGAGAAAAACAAACUAGAAUCGGGGAACACCCAGGUAGCGGCUCUGAAAGAUGACCUGCUGCAUCUCAAGACGAAGCACGACGAUUUAGCGCAGCUGGUCAAACAGCAGGAGAAAACGUUAGCAGCCAAACAACGACAAAUAGGGGAACUCGAGAACCAACGAGCUGCCACGCAAAAAGCGCAAGAAAAGGCCGACCAAUCUCGUUCUGCUCUCACAGUUAAGAUCGAUGCCCUGACCGCCGAGCUUCAAGCAAAAGACAAAGAGCGCCAAUCGGAUGCGUCUGUCCGGCAAAGGCUCGAGAAAGAGCUAGACGACCUCAGGAAGGUUAUGGCGGCCAAAUCCAGCGAAGAUGUCAAGCGACAAGAAGCUGAUAGGAGCAGAGAGGCCGAGAUGGGCAGGCUGAGAGACCAAGUCGGUCAGCUGCAACAGGCCCUGGAUCAUCAGAGAGACAGUUCGGCACAACUGGCCAACAAGCUCAAAGUUGACGUCGAGAGUUUGAGAACGAGUCACACUACUGCAUUGAAGGAUCUCAAGGCUGCUCAAAGCUUGUUGAAGGAAAAAGAGGCUGCGUUAGUGACUGCUUCGGCUUCGAGCGCGCAGGCGGACGCCGUGAAGAGGCAAGUCGAGGCGGAAGUGGUUGCUGUGCGUGAUCGAUUACAAGUGACUGAGAACAAGCUUCAAACCGUGUCGAAUGCCAAGGAGGAUAUGGAGAAGAAGCUAUCUAAAGCGAAGACGGACUAUGACGACCUCGAAGAUGCCGUACUGGCGAUUGAAAACGAGAAAUCCGAUUGGGCGAAACGGCUUGAGAUGGUCUCUCGGCUUCAUGCGGAGGAAUUGUCUAAAAGACAACAUCUCGAGCAGCAAAUAUAUGACAGUCAAGUCGAGUUGGCCGAACAUCGUAAUGUUGCCAUGCAAGCCGAACGCGAUCUGGCCAAAGCUGCGGGGGAUAUCAAAGCUCGAGAUGCGGAAAUUGCCCUCUUGCGCAGUCGUGAGAACAAGACUGUUGUUGAACAUUACCAUGUAUUGGAACAGGCAAAGAAGUUCACCGACAAUCAAUUAGCCGAACAGAUCAAAGAGAAUUCAAGAUUGAAUACUGUUCUCAAGAGUUUGGAAGUUCAUCGAAAUCGACUUAUUGCCGAUUUGGAAGAUACGACUCGUCAACUAGAGAAAGCUAGAAGUGCUCGGAGUAGGGAAGCUCGAUCUGCCAGAGCAAGUCUUACAGCUGCGGAGAAAGAUGAAUCCAUGUUACUUGAAGAAGCAAAUCGCGCUAAACAGAUAGCAGAGGCUCGUGUUGCUUCUUUGGAAAAGGAUCUUCAGGAUCAACGAAGACAAAUGUCAUUAUCUUCCAAUACCCUUUCCCCUUCUCGUCCUUCUACAUCUUCAGAUUUGAAAAUACAAAGACAACAAGAAGAGAUUGCUAGACUUGAAGAAGCCUAUAAAUCUUCAUUAGCGGAAAAUUCUCAACUCCUCUCUGAACUCUCCUCAAUACGAUCCCAAUCUAGAAUGUCGACAAAUGAAAAUGCUCAUCUGGGUAAUCGAGCGGAUCUCUUACGCGGUCUACAACAAUCUCAUGAUGCUUUAGGUAAAGACAUGUCAGAUCAAUUGAGGAAAUUGGACGCUACACCAUUAACACCAUCAAGAAGAACCAAUACCUCUUUCUCUAUGAAAGAGAUGAAAAAGAGUUUUUAUAUGAAAGAGUACAGGAUUUACAAGGUGGAGAAGGGAUAA
This is a messenger RNA of Tremella mesenterica DSM 1558, 4974 nucleotides long. RefSeq lists its product as uncharacterized. The coding region runs from base 1 to 4974 and encodes 1657 amino acids. Gene Ontology annotation, molecular function: ATP binding; microfilament motor activity; actin filament binding. The transcript is spliced from 11 exons. Lineage: Eukaryota; Fungi; Basidiomycota; Tremellomycetes; Tremellales; Tremellaceae. Gene Ontology annotation, biological process: vesicle transport along actin filament; actin filament organization. Gene Ontology annotation, cellular component: vesicle; myosin complex; actin cytoskeleton. The record is from RefSeq and is a predicted model, not a curated record.